AUGGACUCAAACAUAUUGAAAACAAAUUCUUCUUAUUUGUACCAUCUGGGAAAAUUUCUGGAGCCUGCGGUUGGGUACAAUUCCCACUGGCUACUGUGCUGGCGGGCUACAUUGCACGGCUGGGAUGUCGAAAAACAGUUUCACAAACGCUGCGAUGGAAAAAGUGACACAGUUACCAUAAUAAAAAAGGGCAAAUACGUUUUUGGAGGUUACACAGACAUUCCUUGGGGUAAGAAUAUUGCUUGCUCAGUUUAAAACCAAAUAGCAAUAAAACGUAAAGUUGAGCCAGACCAGUCUUCCUAACUAUUUUUAUUGCUGUAAGAACUAGGGAGGCUGGUUGUUACGUAUUAACGAUUCUGUAAAAUUGCGGAUAUGUUAAAUAUCUAUCCUCCCGGUUCCUGGCGAGAAAAUACAUGGACCAUAGUAUUAACUCAAUACUAUGUCUUCUACACAGGCCACCAAACUGUGACACCCACGGGCAUUUUUGUCUGAUUUUUGGCAACAUAGCUACUCUCACCAACUCGAGUACGCUGAUUUCGAAAAUUGCUGUUGCCAAGCUCAAGCUUGUGUUAAGGUGGAGUUUUAGGGUAUUCCCUUAUGACCUCACUGUCUAAAUAAGAAGUUUUCUUUCCUUUCCCAAUUUUAAAUUUAAUAGACCCAGAAAUGGUUUCAAAGGGCUCUAAGUAUAUUUUAAAGACCAUUUAGAGAAUUUAUAUAACGCUGUUUCUGCGAAUUUCGAGGGGUCACAUGACAAUUGACCACACCCUUUGAUAUAAAAUUCACACAAUUAUGGCUAAAGAUGUGAUAUUUAUCGCGAUACUUUCAUAAAGAUAAUGAAAUUUAAUAGAUCCAGAAGUUGUUUCAAAGAGUUCUACGUAUAUUUUAAAGACCAUUUUAGAGAAUUUAUAAAACGCUGUUUCGGCGUUACAUGACAAUUGACCACACUCUUUGAUAUAAAAUUCACACAAUUAUGGCUAAAGAUGUGAUAUUUUUCGUAAUAAUUUUAUUGAGAUAAUUAAAAAGUAUAUUAAAAUAAGCCAUUCUUUGAUUGCACGUGCUCUUCUUGACAAUUAUUGCAAAACCUUCCCAUUCCUGCACUUUUCCUCUCACUAAAUAAGUUACAAGACCAAGGCAACUUCGAAAUUCAAGUAAGUUCACAUAGUUUAGGAUAGCUGGACUGCUUAAUAAAAUGUAGGUGCAUGGAGACAUCUAAAAAGAAAAAGAGCUGCAGCGAUUCUCUCAGUACAGACGCUGAGGAGUGGCUUUCCACAAGCACCGAUGAGAGAUGUGCAAAGCUGCUAGAAGCGCAAAGGCACGGAAAAGAAUUUUUGAUGAACAAAAUAAAGAGACAAUAAAAAAGAAAGCGUAAGAGAUGUAACCACUCCUAGGGCUUUCCACAAGUUGCCCGGCAACUUUUUGGCAACUUCUCGUUCUUCGAGCAACUUCUCGAGUUAUCUUCUAAUUCUGAGAUAUCGGAGCAGCUUUUAGUGCUUCAAAUUGGCCUUUCUUCCAUAUUUCACAAUGUUUAAAUAAACAAUUUCUGAAUUUCCUAUAAAAAAAGAAGCCAAAUCCUCCCUCUUGGGGCAGAUCAUGGGCGCAAGAUAAAAGUAGCCGGGCUGCUAGGUCAGCUGUUUUUAGAGAAAAUUCAUAAUGGUGGACAAAGAUUCACACUCGACUGACUUGUGUCUCGGGUGAAGAAGGUCAUUCAACAUUUGUAUUGGCUCAUUAGACUUCCUGGUUUUUAUCUAGGACAAAGUUAUUUAGCAACGCUGGUUACGCCGCAAAAUUGAACAAAAUGCUUAGAAAUCUUACUUUUGUUGUACAAGUUGCAUAUUUUUCGAGCAACUUUUGAGGAACUUUUGUUUGUUUUUUGAGCAACUUUUUUGAGAAAUACGGGAAACUUUUUGAAAAAUCUCGAGCAGCUUGUGGAAAGCCUAACCACUCAUGACUCACUUCGUCUCACAAUGGCACAGAAAUUUGUUAUCGUGACUUCAUACACAAAGUGAAAAUUGAGCUUCUGAAGGAAAAGCUAUAUGUUAAAUAGGCACCUUACGAUCCGACGACGGCGACGGCAACGGGAACGCCACAAAAGCAAUAGGUUUAAUUAGCAAAACAACAAUUCUGCACGUGAAUCGCGCUUUUUUGUACAUUUCUUUGCCGUCACUGCACGACUACGACGUGAAAAUGUUUAAUUUCACGAUGUACAGAGGAAGUACACAAGCGACGUCGAAAUUUCCUCUCUCUUUCUGAACUUGGAUAUGGUUCUUAGGAAUUCAACUUUAGGAGGGUUCGCCUACAUUUGACAAAGUGAGUGACUUGGAGUAAUCUCGAUGAAGAUUGAAAGAACGCGAAUUCACUUUUUUCAGCGACGUUUUACCUGCCGUCGCCGUCCUAGGGUCUUAAGGUCCCUAAUAAUACCCCCCUAACACAGAACAAAAGUAUUUCUUUUGACAACGAGGCGGCCUCCACUUCAUUAAAAGGGCAAGUAGCACGAAGUAGUAGGAGAAGUGUCGCACCUGUACAAUGGAGUCUUUCUGUACUUUGCCAAAAAUCCGAAAACACCGAGAGCUGCUCAAAUCAUUUACAUCAUUCAAUGUAAGCAAUUCAGUUCCAGCAAUUGAAUCAUCUUAUCUGGAUAUGAACUGAAUUUCAGACGAUUACUUCGAGUUGUUUUUACUUCCUCAGUAGGGUCAGAAUCGACUGGCCGCUAAUACCGUCCAGUGACACCGGCAAACAAAGAAAUAUCGUUGGAAAUGUCUACAUGAUACAGAAGUGCUUUACUCUUUUUGAAUGUAAUUCAUAUUUAUCGUUUAAACUGUCAACUGCAUGCAGUACUCUGAACGAAGUCUGUUGUACGUUUAAUUCAAUACUCAAACUCGAUCGCAAUCACGCAGAUAAAACAAGCUCAUUAAAAUACACACACGGAACACUUCAAAAACACAACGAUUUGCUUUAAAAAAAAGAAGCUAUUUGGUGCUUAACGAAGAAGGAAAAAAAGCAAGAAAAAAAAGUUAAACAGAAUCAUUACACUUGAAGGUGGAAAUUACAAGACUUAAAUCCCAGAAAUUUUCGCUUUCGAAUUUUUUUAACUCCACGCAAGCAUGCCAGGCAUCUGACCCGGCAAUCCCGCUAAAAUUUCUCAUAACUAUACAUAAUUCUGCGAAUGUUUGGACAAGAAUCAACCAAUCAAACACUACCCGGUUUUCGGGUAGUGACGUCACACUGGACGGGAUUAGCGGCCGGUCGAUUCAGACGUUGCUAAAAGAGUAAAAAAGGACUCGAAGUAAUCGUCUGAAAUUCAGGCUAAUCUGGAUAAUGCAAUAAAAUUCCGCCUAGCUGAGGUCAGCGAUCUCAUUGCUGCAAAAGGGCCGGGAAGGUACAAAAAGUGUCUGAGCGCUUAGUACCAGACUGGCAAAAAGAAAGAGGAAUCUCAACAGGCAGUUAUCGUUAUGAUUUUAUCUGCUUUGAGCUCGGCCACUAUACUGCAGUGCGUAACCAAAUACUCCAGCUAUCUGACGUAUCGCCGGGAUAUAAUAAGCUAGAGCCCAAAAAACCAAUACAAACAUACCGCAGUCAUCUAUCAACAGGAAAGCAUCAUGAGAAAAGUUGGAGACUUGUUCGAAUUCUUAAGCACUGAUACGGGGGAUUACAUCAUACAAGUUAUGAUGUACGCUCCUAGUUACUCAACGCUGUUAGUAGAUCUACUGCACAAGGAGGGCCAUAUACAGCUACGACAGGCAAAUCCUCAAUUUGGACACCUCAAUGGGGCAAGAUACAGUCUGUUCUUGAAAGAGAUAAACGGCACCGUUGUCCUAACUGGUUCUAAACCCGUACAACUUCCUGAUGCAGUUCACUGCUAAUAACAUUGACAUCAACCAUUCGUUACUAGGUGCAAAGGACACUUUCCACGCAACACAGGUACCUGGUUGACAAAGAGGCCCAAAUAAAACAAAGCAUUUAGCAAGCUUGAGGCCCAAAGUGAAUUGUGAAAUUACUAGGAUUCAACAUUGCACAAGAAAAACAAAAAGUUGUAUAUGUAUUCCUAAGCACAUUACAAAAAAAAUGAUGGCUGUCUUUACACUAGGCUGUUAAGUAAGACAUAAGAGCUGCUAAGUUUUACUUAACCAAAAAUUCGUGUGUGAAGGCCUAAGUAAAAUCUCAAGUAACUUUACUUUGCAUCUCAUUAAAGUCGGAAAGUUGAAACGAUUCAAGAAAGUUUCAAGCGACUUGAAAAGCAUCCUUAAAACCGACUUAGCUGACUUGCGGUUACUUGCGGUUUCUUGGAGUGCUUACCAUUUGACAGAAGAAUCUGGCUUGGGUGUCGAAAGCAUAAUGGUAAGCGAUUUACCAGUUUACCGUAGAGUUGCCACAUCCGUUAAGGUUUGAAUCCAAAAAGGGAGCGAAUGUGUCUGGAACCCAGAAAUUGGUAGAUGGUAAGCAACAUUGCGUUUGGUUUGUACCAACUGGAAUGAACGGACUACCUCAAAACGUACUCCUCAAUUUUUGGUUGGAAUUUCCGAAAAGUGACCUUACCAUUUACCAUCCAUCCGGAAUUUCCGAAAUUUUCUGUCAAAUGGUAAGCACCCUCGAGGUUUGAGAAAGGCGAAACACGUCAAUCAAUCGUAAUUACGUUGCGCGGGAAAAUAGCCUUAAGUUAACCUGAAGUAAAAAAGAAUCGGUUGUGUGUGAGGCUUUAUUUUGCUUGAAGUAAUUAAAAUUUGCUGCUCUUGAAAUAUUUCUUAGCUUAUUUAGGCUCUAGUGUAAAGACUACCAUUGUGAUAAAUAUACAUCUGAUAAGGUGAUUUUUCUAUAAGAGGGCGUGGCCAAGUGUCACGUGAUGGCUGUAUGUUAAUAUAAGCAGCGUAAAAACAGUCAGAAAUUCUUAGAAUAUAAUUUUUAAAACACUAAUAACGCUUUAAAAGAAUUUCUGUCUCCUUUAAAUUUGAAAUUGCUAAAGGAGAGAAAACCCCUCAUUUGGACAAUGACGUCAUAGUGAAAAUCCCCAAACUCCACCUUAACACAAGAACUGAGUUUGGCAACAAUAAUUUUCUAAAUCAGCGUACUCAAGCUAGUAAGAAUACCUAUGUUGCCAAAAUCAGACAUAAAUGCCUGUGGGUGUCACAUUUUGGUUUCCUGUGUACCCGACCAGAGUAUACCCGCGCAAAAAAGUGAAAACUACCGUAUUAUAAUAACUCAAAGCAAUUUUUGCGGUAAAAUCCUUUAUAAUUACCUGACGGGAUACCCGUCGAAUGGAGUAUAUUAGAUACGUCGUCUUUACCCGCGGCGUUCUUCACCAUCAGUAGGCCAUGUCUGAUUACAGGGUUAUUAAUUCUUUCAUUUAAGUCCAAUUCUUAUUUCCUCAGUGGCACUUACCAAGGUAACAUGUAAAUUUAGCGAGGCCUAAAAACAAAGCUCUCAUUUGAUCUUUUAAGUAAUGCCUUUGAAGAAAGCUGUAAACCUGAGGCUUCGAUACGGACAGUUGUUAGCGGAUACCCUAUUUUGACAAGUGGAUGUCUAAUAUCAAGUUAAUCACAAAUCGAAUAUACCUUAGAUUAACGCUUAUAAUAAGUGAGUGUGACAUUUUACAUGCGCUAAUAUGAAAGGGCGGACUUAAGGACGGAAGAUUGAUUCACAAUUAAAAUUUCUUGAAUGCAUAGAUAACCAAAUUUUAUUAUCCAUAGUGCCCGGCUGCUUGUUUUUCGCGAGCACGAUAGCCCCGCCGUUAUACCUAAUGUUUACCUACAAUCCUUGUCAAAUUACGUUGGGACACCCCGUGCUGUACCCAUUUCCUGACAAAAAAAAUGUGCUCCUUCCCUCCCAGUGUUGUUGUUGCGUUUUCUGCUUCUGUCAUUCCAACUUGCAAAAUCCAACAUUAAGGGGGUAGAAAAUACCACUACUGUCCCAGCUAUUGUGACGAGUGUUGUAGGUAUGUCAAUUCUUGUACCUUGGUAAAACGAUCAAAGAAAACAAGUCGAGAUCAUGUGUUCUUAUUUACAUUGGAUUAUUACGGGAUAAAAAGAAAUGCUUUAUUAUUUUGUUUUCAUUUCAUUUAUUUAUUUCUGCCGCUAAAAUUUAUAACUUCGAGGAAUCCAUCUCCAUUGGUUAUUGUGUCUAGUUACAUAUUUUGCUUUUGUUGUUUACACUUUUAGUUUUUUCGAUCAAGUCAGUGUGUGUGAAGUUCCAGGUGGGGUACCACCAUAAAUUUCGGAUAGAUGUUUGUCUCCUAGGGCCUGAAGUACUGACCCUGUUUGAGGAUGAGAGAAACGAAAACUGAUACCUUAUUUAAGGGCGUGUCUCCGUAAAACCGACCAGUGAUUUCGGAUCAAAAAAUUAAUUUUCCUUGUAUUCUAGGACAUUAAAGUCUUUACCUAAUUAGUUACAAAAAUGUAUUUUGUUUGACCGGAAAUGCGAAAUAAUUUUUUACGAAUUUUUGAAUUUUCGGCCUGGUGGCACCGCGCCAUAGCCUUUGAAACUGCAAAACUUGCCUACAUUGCCGGCGCUACAGAAAACAAACAACUCGUUCAAGAAGCCCGAUUUUCUUUUUAAUAUACGGAUACACCACCCGAAUUAUUUAUUCAUUUUAACGGCAUGAAUCUUUUUCCUUGCACGUGUUAUCAGUCUGCCAUCAAAACCAAAAAUAGCGCAACUUUGAGGGCAGUUUAAAAAAGUGUGGCACCUGUCUGAACGUUGCUAUCUGUAUUAAUACAAACUAGAAAUGAUAGUAAAACGUAAAAAGGAAUAAAAUUUUUGUGCUUUUCACGUUUUCGAAUAUGAGCACCGUUUGAAUUUCCAGAAAUUUCGAAGACAAGAUAAUCAACGAACACUUGCCUUGUUAUUCUCCUCUUUUAACUUCGCUGUUUGUAAUGUCCUUCUUGGUUUGUAGAGCCGGGAUACUAUUGUGCCUUAAGCAAUCGCUUUUAGUAAAAUAUUGGUUUUCUUAUCAUUUGUCCUCCAAGGGAGUUUUUUGUUCUGUUUGUGAUAAAAGUAAUGGCACUCGUUGCUGGUCGCGAGCGUAAAACGGUUGUUUCGUGACAUUCAAAUUUUUCCCGCUAUUUGUUAGAGGUAAUUGCCUUUGAAUCGCCAUACAUCGAUAAAUUUGCUUCUUCAGUUUAACGUAGAUGCAUUGAAAAAAUUGGUUCAACACAUUUUAGAGAAGAAAAUUGAGAAUCCACUAAAACGCUACCAAGAGAGAAUGAGGUGACGCUACAAAAGUUCGUUCCAGGCCCCACUGUUUUUCGAAAAAUCAUUGGACAAGAUUAAGACGUCGAGGAUUUUUUAAAAACGUUUCUACGUGAUUAUGUAUAGGUAAUGAAACCCAAUAAAACCAAUAAAAAAGUGUACAGCUCUUUAAAAUGAUUCACAAGGGCAAGGGCUAACGUACCUGGGCCGUCGCCACGAAACGCGAACUCUUGCCCUCUUUACUUACCACAUAAUUAUGCAUUCGAAGAGCUCAUGUAGCUUUUGUAGCUUUUCCAUCGGGUAGCGGUGAGCAUUAAGAUUAAGAACCUGGGUCUUAAGUUUCCUUGUUAGCGCAUAUUUUUGUGCCUACAAAAGAACAAGCAAGUCACUGGAAGGACUUUUGUUGUUUCGAUCUGACCAUGGAGCGCAUGAUCUAAAUCGUUGAUCCCCAGCGUUUGGCCCUAUUACUUCAGCAAUGCAUAUUUCUUUUUCCAUGUCUGUUCCCUGAUUCAUUCUGUUCCAUCUCGUUGCUGUUCUAAUCUAAGUAAUGACGACCUAAUUUCUUAGAAGCCAGGUCUGAAAACAGGUAUGGAUUUAAGAGGCCAGGCCUGAAAAACGGUGUCAAACUAAAAUGACCUUUUUUGGCCUGAAAAAGGGUCCGGGCGGCACAUCCCCAACAAGAAUUCCCAGGAGUACCUCCUGAGAUAACAUGUACUUCCGCGCUAAUGCGGAUCACCACUAAAAAGGUUCACUUCAUUCUAUGCGUAUUUACGACAGACAUGCCAGUGACUGCAGACUGUGGCUCAAUCCAGGUGCGACGGGUAUACCAUGGGUAGUGUCGAAGCAAUGAUGUGCAUAAGGCUUCAAAAUUAUUUGUAAUACCAAUUACCGAUUGAAUAGAAAUUUUUGUAAUGCUACAAUACAUUGUCUCUUCAUCUGUUCUUCUGUACAUUUGCUCCCUGAGUAAUUUCCUCUGGCCAAUUGCAAUGCUUGUUUUCCUCAAAUUUUUGUUUUUGCGUCUUGACCGAAGUACUGCAAAUAGCUGUAUCACGACAAUGAUGAGCUUGACUUUCGACUCAUAUCGACUAAUAGCAGAGCCCGGUACUUUUUCGGACCAACACAAUCGCGACUUUCACUGAUUAUGACGGGUUGAUUGACAAAUGGCAAAAUAAACUCAAAACAGUCUUAUUCCCUAGUAGGAUUCGAGGUCUCGAAAAAUACUUUUAGAGUAAAAAUUGAUUUUAACAAGUAAAAUUGUCAAAUUUCCGCGUUGUUACCUGAGUCACGUUCAUCUUCUCUACUAAAAGCGAAAUGUCUAUUAAUAUUAAAUUGACUUUCAAGAAUACUAGAAAUCUGGAUGCAGAAAAAAUAAAUAGUUUGUAAAAACCUUCCGUGCACAUUUUACAUAAAGCAAAAAUCCAGAACUACUUUACAAAAUAAACUAGCCUGCGUAGAAUGGCGGUCUUGUCGCGCGAAGCUCGUACGAACGAGCAUUGCUUCCGCCCCAAUCUCCUCGUGGUUUCACAGCCCUCGCCCGCCUUAUAAGCUUGUACUGCGCGCCAGACCAAAACUACGCAGGCUAAUAAUAUCACCGGAAAAAUCAAACACUUAAUGGAGCAAUUCCUUUUAAAGGUUUUAAGGAAAACGUUCAAGAGUUAUUCUCUCGACCUUCUCUUUAUGUAAAAUUGGAUGUACAGUUUCUUAGACAACCCAGUCGGCACAGGUUAUCGCCUCCUGAUCAGCAUUAAGAACACUAUGACAUUUACUAUGACUUGAAGAGUAGUUUUGUUUUCAACUGAAAGGUAAAAAGCUAAGUCCGUACCUCUAGACUACGAGUAGUCCCCCAUUUUUCCUCAUGGAUAGUAGAGCGAACGAAACGCGAGCGGACGUGAAUUUUUCUCUCUCCCCUCCGCGUGUCGCCUUUUCUCGCGUGGGUGAUUUUCACGCGCGCUCGCGUCUCGCUCACUCUCCUAUCCCUGAGGAAAAACGAAGGACUACUCGUAGUCUACCGUACCUCGAAAGAGACAUGACUAUCUUCGAACCAAACCUGAGCCCUACACCCACCCUUCUAAACACAGCUACUUAAAGCUACACGGAAAGGAGAGAAGUAGAAAAAGGGAUUGGAGGUCACAUUUGGGGAUCAGCCUUUAGACUUCUACCAUAGAAGGCCGCGCAAUAACCAACUGUACCAAUCCUUUCUCCUCAAAAGCAAGUGAAAACGCAAAGUAGCGCAGUAGAAAGCCUACUGGACCGAGUGGGACUUGUGUUUCCAAAAAUUGAGUGAUGUUAUAUGAUCAUUUUUUAGCUUUUCCUUGCUCCUAAAAAAAAAGAUGUUGACACGUCCUUAAAGGGCGACAGUUUCGAGCCAGUUGCAGCCCAAAUAAUGAUCAAUUAUGUCUCACACAUACGAACAGACCCGCCCUGACGAAUAUCAGUUUGUAUUUUAAGUGGUUCGUUAUAUCUUUUCUUUCUUUCUACAACGUACAUACUGAAUAUGUCUAAACUCGAAAAUCUCUACCAAUAGAUUUUCCCAAGGCCACAGCAGACAGUCGGUCUGUACACUCCUUCGCUAUGGUAAAAAAAAAAAAAAAAACAACAACAACAACAGCUCGUUAUUAAGGACAGUUUGCUUUGUCCCAGGGGAAAGAAAACCCUUACAUUUUCUGUAAAUUCACCCCAAAAUGGCCGUAAGAUCUUUAUUUUGCGUUAAAGAUACAAAAAUAAAGGUUUAUUAAUAUUUAACUCUUUGAAACAAAAGGAAUAAAUUUUUAACAUUUUUGUUAACCGUAACUGAAAAAAAUUAACCGAUAGCCGUAAAAGAGCCAAAAUUUUAGCCGAAAGAUGUAAAAGCCACCACCCCAUUGAGACCCUCUUGUCCACGAGGACUGGGCAUGAAAUACAAAGUCACGCAUACAACUACGCAUACGUAUUUCAAAUAGAUAACUGGGCUAAAUUGCUUUCUUAGCGUCUUAUCGCGUCACAUUUGCAAAGAAAUUAGUUUUAUUUGCCCAGGAAAUUUUACUGCCAUAUCUUGAGGAGUCGAUCCUAAAGAAAAACUAUUUUUAGCAAAGACCUUGAGGUCGGGUGUCACAAACCAGUCAAACUCGCGGAUACGACCAUUUUAUAAACCAGAUAACAUCGCAACAAAACAAGUAUAAACACGGAAUCAACGGCCAAUAUAAUUUCAGACGAUUAAGAAAUAACCUUAAAAUGAAAAAGAACUAAGGUGAGAUCCAUCAAGCCAUCAAGUGAAGUUGACUUUCACGAGCAAAGCACAAGGCAAGUGUUCGUUAAUUAUCAGGUGUUCAAAAUUUCUGGAAAUUCAAACGGCGGUCAUAUUCGAAAACGUAAAAAAAAAAUUAUUCCUUUUUAGGUUUGCUACCAUUUCUAGUUUGUAUAAAAUGCAUAUAGCAACGUUCAGACGGGUGCCACACUUUUUUAAACUCCCCUCAAAGUUGAGCUAUUUUCGUGUUUUGAUGGAAGGCUGAUGACACGUGCCAGGAAAAAGAUUCGUGCCGUUAAAAUGAAUAAACAAUUCGGAACUGUGAUAUGGCUAGGACAUCUGGAGUGGUGUAUCCGUAUACAUGUAUUAAAAAGAAAAUCGGGCUUCUUGAACGAGUUGUUUGUUUUCUGUAGCGCCGGCAAUGUAGGCGAUUUUUGCAGUUUCAAAGGCUAUAUUGCGUCGGUGCCAAGCGGCCGAAAACUCAAAAAUUCGUAAAAAAAUUAUAUUUCGCAUUUUCGGUCAAACAAAAUUCGUUUUUGUAACUAAUUAUGUAAAGACUUUAAUAUCCCAGAAUAUAAGGAGAAUUAAUUUUUUGAUCCGAAAUCACUGGUCGGUUCUUACGGAGACGCGCUCUUAAGGCGCACCCCUACAAAAUGAGACCCAAUUCAAGGAAAAAAAAACAUAAACCAAGAAUUUAAAGGCAACACAUACCCUGCGUGAUCAGAAGGCGUAAAUCAAUUGUCAGUCACACGCGAAGAAAAGAGCGUGAGUAAGGAAACGUCGAAAAAGUCUUCAAUAAGUCGCUUUCAUGAUACUCUAAGGUCCAGCUAACGGACCAUUUUUUUUUUCUCGUGUAGCUGGACAUUUAUACCUGUAGACUCUUGAGUGUUAACCAAUUGAUAACGGCGGGAACACAACACUAACAAGGGAAAAAUUGAUUCAGUAUGGAAGAAUAAGACCCUCAAAUACCAUACUUUUUCGGGCGUCACAUACCUAUCUAGCCAAAAUAUGGGAGUACCCCACUCCUCCCCCCUCCCAACCCUCCAAGGAGUCAAGUUGAAGUUUAGUAAAUUGAAUCUAGUCUAAUACCUACUGCAGCUAUAAUCAUUUCUGCACAAAACAGGUAUCAAACUUGUUAUGAUCCCGGAAUCGGUUCAAUAAGGCCCUGUUGAGGAGGGAGAGGGGAGGGGGAGGGGGUUCUUAUCCCUUAUCCUUGUAAAUUUAAUAGGAGAUAUCCCUUAUCCCUAAACGUAGUAAGAACGUUACUACUAAAAGUCAGGGAACACGCAGGGGGAGGUGCUGGGGGAAAAACUUGCCCUUUCCCCCGCACUUUUUGUGGGAAAGAAAAAAAAAAUGUUUGCCUCAAAUUUUUGUAGUUACAUUCAUGUUAAAAAUAAAGAAGGUAUAACUGUAGCUGAAAAGAUGCAAUAGUCAUUGUGAUUAUCACACGCCAUGUCUGAAAACCAGCUUGCUGAGCCAUUUACCGUGUUUAAAUAAAGUUGAUUGAUUGAUUGAUUGAUUGAUUGAUUGAUUGUUAUGGCAUUGCAAGGGCUCGAUUAAUCCGUUUCCAGAGGCGACUUUUUACGCGUGUAAACCAGCGGCGAUUUCACAAAGACUCUUCUCGAGUGCUAACAAAAACACAAUAACCAAGCAGCCGUUCUCUCGUGGGUUUUGCGAAUAUAGUAAAAUGGGUUUUCUUGGCGGCAAAGAUAUUCCCACCUUAUUAUCCAGCUUGCGAUCCUAUAACCAAUAAAAGUAAAGGGGAGAAAAAUAAGUGUAGAUCAUAAUUAAUGUAGAACCAUGAUGAACUUUCAUUACUCCCUAAAACAAUUCAAUUAUCCCCAAAAUUAUUUUCUCAAUUAUCCCUUACUGGUUCCCUUUUCCCUAAGGAAAAGGUCUGAAAGGUUAGUCAUCAGAUGUCAAUGCAAAUAAGAAAUGCAUUAUCAUUGGCGUAUAUCAUACAUCAUCUCUGUAUACCUGUCUUUAAAGACUAUGUCCAUUUUCAUAACUAACUGUAAGGAAUAGCAAUACAAUAAACAAAGGGAGGAAAAUAAGAAAAAAAAGGAAAGUUGAAAAAAAGGUGUGAUUCCAUUUCACUCAUGGUUCUUAUUAAAUUUGUUUUGUUUUAGUUUAUGAUAAUUCUUUUAAAGUCAAGAAUAAAAAUAAAUAAAUAAAUAAAUUCAAAAUAAGGAAAAUACACUACAGAGUAACUACACCACAGUGUUUACUCAAAAGUUAAUACUUACGUUUUGUUGGUUUGUUAGAUUCCAGUGGUGGCUGGAGCUUCACUCGCAAGGCGUUUAUUUUUUCAAUCAGCAAUAAAGAAGAACUGGAUCCCUUUGUAAGUGAGGUGAGGAGGCCAAACUUAGCAAUUUACGGGGGGUCAUGGUCUGGUCCAAGGUUUGGUUAUGAUGACAUCUACAUUGCUAAUAAUGCCAACAGUAACAGCUACUCAUGGGCACUCCCUGUCUGGUCCUACCCUGUUCCUGCUGCAGUGCAGGACCCGGGCACAAUCCUGGCCGGGACUAUGUCCUUCUCACCUGAUGAGGUGGAGGUAUUUUAUCUUGACCCUACUCAAUAA
Molecule: messenger RNA, 12983 nt
Organism: Porites lobata
Lineage: Eukaryota; Metazoa; Cnidaria; Anthozoa; Scleractinia; Poritidae
Source: the annotation of a GenBank genome assembly